UAUAAGAACUGAUAUGAUUAAACUUCAGGAACAAGUGAUUAGUUUACGGGAUCUUGCAAAAAAUCAUGAACGUACAAUUGCACAAAAGAAUAAGGUUAUUAGUGAUUUAACUGAUGAAAUAAAAAGAAUGAAACAUACUAUGCAACUCAAUUUAAAGGUAGAGAAUACUAAAAGAAAA
Molecule: messenger RNA, 178 nt
Organism: Heterobilharzia americana
Lineage: Eukaryota; Metazoa; Platyhelminthes; Trematoda; Strigeidida; Schistosomatidae
Source: the annotation of a GenBank genome assembly